Messenger RNA from Clonostachys rhizophaga, 1500 nucleotides. The record is from the annotation of a GenBank genome assembly. NCBI's taxonomy places the organism in Eukaryota, Fungi, Ascomycota, Sordariomycetes, Hypocreales, Bionectriaceae.
AUGUCGGCCCAAGCCCUCAAAGAGAAUCGACUGUUUAUCAAUGGCGAAUUUGUCCCUUCAGUCUCUGGCAAGACCUUUGAUUUAACCAAUCCUACCACAGAAGAGAAUAUCGCGUCCGUCUAUGAAGCCGGUGCUGAGGAUGUAGACCUCGCUGUCAAGGCUGCCAAAGCCGCGUUUCCAGCCUGGUCCGCUCUCUCAGCUGAGGAGAGGUGUGAUUACUUGAUUAAAUUGGCCAACGAAAUCGAGAAGAAUGAAGAGUUGUUUAUGCAUCUGGAAGCUAUUGCCAUGGGCAUGCCGCAGUCUGGAACUAAAUACCUCUAUAUCAGCCUUGGUGGCAUGCAUCUCACUAACAAGAAAACAGUUGUUGUUCAACUUGCAAAGCGAUAUCUGAGAUACUUCGGAACCCAUGCCAUUGACAUCACUGGAGAAACAUCUCUCAAUACCACUGGAUAUAUCAACUUGUCCAUCCGUCAGCCGUACGGCGUAUGCGGAGGCAUUAUCCCUUGGAAUGCCCCAUUGUUCAUGAUUGUCACCAAGCUUGGGCCGGCUCUGGCGGCUGGCAACACUAUGGUGGUAAAGUCAUCAGAAAAAUCCCCCUUCGCGUCGAUCGUCGUGGGUCUUUUGUGCCAGAACAUCGGCCUUCCCAAGGGUGUUUUGAACAUCCUGAAUGGGUUUGGUCGACCUUGCGGUGAGGCCAUCGCUAAGCACAUGGAUAUCAGAAGGAUCUCGUUCACGGGCUCGGUUGCCACUGGACGAGCCAUCCACAAGGCCUCUGCCGAGUCUAACUUGAAAGACGUUAGCUUGGAGCUUGGUGGUAAAAGCCCUUUGCUUGUUUUCGACGAUGCACCUCUCGAGAAGACUGUCAUGGCUGCUGCCUUUUCAAUCUUGUACAACUCGGGCCAAGUCUGCAUGGCUAGCACCAGGAUCUACGUGCAAGAUGGGAUUGCUCCCAAUUUUAUUGAAGCUCUAAAGGGCGCAUUGACGGAGCUGGGUGUACCAGGAGAUCCCUUGCUUGCCAGCACCAAGCGCGGGCCACAAGUUGAUAAGCUACAAUUCGAUCGCGUCUUGUCUUUCCUUGACCACGCAAAGGAAAAGGGUUACGACAUUGCACUUGGCGGUAACAAGGCUCUCGAUAAGGGCUACUUUGUGGACGCCACAAUCGUUCGCGAUGUGCCAGAGAACGACAAGUUGAUCAGAGAGGAGAUUUUUGGACCUGUUCUCGUCAUCAACACGUUCACGGACGAAGACGAGGUCUUGAAUAAGGCCAACGAUACCGAAUUUGGUCUAUACUCGAGUGUUUUUACGUGUAACCUUUCACGGGCCCUGAGGGUUGUCAAAUCACUAGAGGCUGGUGCUGUUGGGGUGAACUGUACUAGUCCAUUCAUGGCUAUUGACAUGCCGAUGGGUGGCUGGAAGCAGAGUGGUGCGGGAGGUCGUGAGUUUAGCAAAGCGUGCUUGGAGACUUGGACCCAGUUGAAGUCUGUGUUCAUCUCCUUAUAA